GAUGCGAGCGAGCUCACCAUGGCCGCUCACCGCCGCACCGCUCAUCUGCUUGUAGCGUCCCUGUUGGUUGCCGCGGCAACCGCCACACCAGAUAUCGGCUAUGGACUCCGGCCGAAAGGGAAGAGUUCCUCAGGCAGCUCGAGUAGCUCAAGUGCACAGUCAUCCUCGAGCAGUGGUUCUAUAUCAGGAGGGCUAGGAGGCUUUGGUGGCGCCCCUGACGGAGGAUUUGUCUUUGACGGCAAGGGUCCUGGAGGCUUUGGUGGUAGUGGCGGAGGUACAGGGUCCCAAAGCAGUAGUUCCUCACAGGCUGGUGCAGGAGCUGGAGGUUUUGGAGGUGGUUCUGGAGGUUUGGGAGGAUUUGGCGGUGGUUCUGGAGGACAUGGAGGUGCAGGAGGCUUGGGUGGAUUUGGAGGAGGUUUGGGAGGUUCAGGUGGCUUUGGUGGUGGUGGUGCAGGUGGCCUGGGGGGUUCUGGAGGAUUUGGAGCUGGUGGAAAAGGCACAGGUGGUCUGGGUGGAUCAGGAGGUUUUGGUAGUGGUGCAGCAGGCCUAGGAGGCGUGGGAGGAGGAGGAGGUGGAGGAGGAGGAGGAGCAGGAGGUUUUGGUGGUAAGGGACCAGGUGGUUUUGGUGGAGCUGGUGGAUUAGGAGGUGGUUCUGGAGGGUUUGGAGGAGGUAGUGGAGGUAUUGGUGGAGGAGCAGGAGGUUUUGGUGGUAAGGGGCCAGGUGGCUUUGGUGGAGCUGGUGGAUUAGGGAGCGGUUCUGGGGGGUUUGGAGGAGGUAGUGGAGGUAUUGGUGGAGGAGCAGGAGGUUUUGGUGGUAAGGGACCAGGUGGCUUUGGUGGAGCUGGUGGAUUAGGGGGCGGUUCUGGGGCAUUUGGAGGAGGUAGUGGAGGUAUUGGUGGAGGAGCAGGAGGUUUUGGUGGUAAGGGACCAGGUGGUUUUGGUGGAGCUGGUGGACUAGGAGGUGGUUCUGGAGGGAUUGGAGGUGGCAUAGGAGGAGGAGCUGGAAGUAGUAGCAGUUCUAGCAGUAAGAGUGAUGCUGCCAGUGGAGGAAUUGGUGGUGGAGCUGGAGGUCUCGGAAGUGGCAUCGGAGGUUCUGGAGGAAUUGGUGGUGGUGUUGGGGGCCUAGGAGGAUCUGGUGGUUUUGGUGGAUCUGGAGGAUUUGGAGGAGGUAAAGGAGGACUUGGAGGUGGUUCUGGUGGUUUUGGUGGAGCUGGUGGAUUUGGGGGUGCAGGAUCAGGAGGUUUUGGAGGCAGUGGAGGAGCAGGAGGUUUUGGAAGUGGUGGAGGUGCAGGAGGUUUUGGUGGUGGUAAAGGAGGUGUUGGAGGAUUUGGAGGUGGUAGUGCUGGAUCAGGAUCUGGAGGAGGUGGAUUUGGAGGUUCUAGUGGCACUGGAGGAAUUGGUAGUGGAAGUGGUGGCUUUGGAGGUGGUAAGGGAGGUGCAGGUAGCUAUGGAGGUGGUGGAUCCAGUGGCAUUGGUGGUGUUGGAGGGUCUGGAGGCCUUGGAGGUGUGUCUGGCGGUUUUGGAGGUGGCAAAGGAGGAUCAGGUGGUUUUGGAGGGGCAGGAGCGAGUGCAGGGAGUGAAGCAGGCGGAUUUGGGGGUGCUGGAGGUGCUGGAGGGCUUGGUGGAGGAUCAGGAGGCUUUGGAGGUACAGGAGGGCUUGGUGGAGGGUCAGGAGGAUUUGGAGGUGCAGGAGGGCUUGGUGGAGGGACAGGUUUUGGAGGCGGUAAAGGAGGGGCUGGUGGGUUUGGGGGAGCUGGUUCAGGGAGUGGAGCAGGUGGUUUUGGGGGCUCUGGAGGUACAGGAGGGUUCAGCGGAGGAACUGGAGGCUUUGGAGGUGGUAAAGGUGGUGCUGGUGGAUUUGGAGGAGCAGGAGGGCUUGGUGGUGCAGGCAGCGGUGUGGGAGGAGUUGGGGGAAUAGGAGGUGGAGCUGGAGGAUUUGGCUCUGGUGGAAAAGGAGGAUUUGGAGGAAGUUCAAGUAGCUCAGGCAGUAGUGCAGGAGGAUUUGGAGGAGCUGGAGGUCUUGGCAGUGGAACUGGGGGUUUUGGAGGUGGUAAAGGUGGUAGUGGAGGAUUUGGAGGUGCUGGAGGUUUUGGAGGUGGGUCAGGUGGUGCAGGAUCUUUUGGUGGUGCCGGAGGUUUGGGCGGUAGUUCUGGAGGCUUUGGAGCUGGAAAAGGGGGUGCUGGUGGAUUUGGAGGAGCAGGAAGCUAUGGUGGAGCAGGAGGUGUAGGUGGAGGAGCAGGAGGAUUUGGAGGUUCAGGGGGUUUGGGUGGUGGAGCUGGAGGGUUUGGAGGCUCAGGGAGUUUGGGAAGUGGAGCUGGAGGUGGAAAAGGGGGUGCAGGUGGGUUUGGAGGAGCAGGAAGUUAUGGAGGUGGAGCAGGAGGUGUAGGUGGAGGAGUAGGAGGGUUUGGAGGUUCAGGAAGUUUGGGUGGUGGAGCUGGAGGGUUUGGUGGUGGAAAAGGUGGUGCUGGUGGGUUUGGAGGUAUAGGAAGUGGAGGCCCUGCCAUUGGAGGUUUUGGAGGAGGUGCUGGUAGUGGAUCCAGUAGUAAAAGUGAUGCCAGUAGUGGCAGCAUAGGAGGUGGAGCAGGUGGUGGAGCUGGUGGACUUGGAGGAGCUGCAGGUCCUGGAGGUUUUGGUGGUGCUGGAGUUGGAGGCUUUGGUCCUGGAGGCUCAGGUUCUAGUGGAGGAGCAGGAGGCCUUGCAGGUACUGGAGGCAUUGGAGGUGUUGGUAUUGGAGGCCUUGGGGGAUUCGGCAGCAAAGGACCAGGAGGAUUUGGAGGUACAGGUGGUUUAGGAGGAGGUUCUGGUGGAGCAGGAGGUUUUGGAGGUGGUGCUGGAGGUUUUGGAGGUGGUGCUGGAGGUGCCAGUGGAGCUGGAGGCUUCGGAGGAUUCGGUGGUGAAGGAGUCAGUGGAGGUGGAUUUGGAGGCAAACUUUCUGGUGGCGGACCUGGUGGCUUUGGUGGACCAUCUGGAGGUUUUGGAGGUUUCUUUGGAGGUGGCUCAGGCUCCAGCAGCAAGAGUAGCUCAAGCAGCAGCAGUGGCAGUAUCGGCACUGGAGGCUCUGGUUCUGACUCUUCCAGUAACACCAUUUCAGGAAACUUUGGUACUCCCGGAUUCGGUGGCAGCGGCAGCGGCAGCUUCUCCAGCUCUAGCAGCAGCAGUUCCAGCUUCAGCGGCAGCGGCGGUCACUCCAAAGGGCUCAAGGCGUACGGCCGCUGAGCAACCGCCGUGACUGGGUCCGCCUUUCAGCUGGGCCUGGUUUUACGACCUGUUUCAUCAGUCACAUCACCAGGAAUCGUGGUUUUCCGUCCAUGUGUCAAAGAAGACAUAUUCAUCGACUUUAUGUGAUACCAUGUGAUAUUAAAGACAACAGUACUGAUGUGUCAUUAUCUCUUCACAUUACGCGAAAUAAAUUUUUCAUACUA
Molecule: messenger RNA, 3422 nt
Organism: Schistocerca gregaria
Lineage: Eukaryota; Metazoa; Arthropoda; Insecta; Orthoptera; Acrididae
Exons: 6
Coding region: 19-3216 (1065 amino acids)
Source: RefSeq, a predicted model, not a curated record